This is a messenger RNA of Cinara cedri, 768 nucleotides long. Lineage: Eukaryota; Metazoa; Arthropoda; Insecta; Hemiptera; Aphididae. The record is from the annotation of a GenBank genome assembly.
AUGUUAACUUUUUUUAAUAGAACGUAUUCCACGCAGAAAGUUAAAUGGGACAUAAUGGCCGGUAUAUGUCUGCAACGUAAACCUGUGAUUACAAAAUCAUUAACGAAUAUUGAGGUAAAUUAUCAAAAUAUUUUACAAGAGAUUGAAUUUGAAAAGAGCCUAAAAUCAGACCAUGAACUUAGACAUGAUAAAGAUGUACAGAGAAUAGAACAAUUAAAAAAGGGUAAAAUUAAUUUUGAUGAUGCAGAUCCAGCCACUAAUCAAUCAGCGCAAGAUUAUUUAGAUCAAAACAAAGAAGAACUCUUAAAGUUUAAAUUAUCUAGUCGUAUAACUGAAGCUGAUGAAAAAAUGGAUAAUAAAUCAUUAAAUAGAAAACUUGAAGAAAAUUUAAUAUUUGUUAUAAAACAAAAAUUAGGACAUGACGAUUUUUGGAUUCUACCUCAAGGUUUGUGGACAAAUGGUGAAACAUUAAAAGAAACAGCUGAAAGAGUAUUAAAAGAAUCAUGUGGUAAUCAUAUAAGAGUUAGGUUUUAUGGCAACGCUCCUUGCGGUUUUUAUAAGUAUAAGUACCCAAAAACAAAACGAGAACAAUCAAAUGUAGAAGGUGCAAAAAUAUUUUUUUUCAAGGCAACACUUUUGGAUGGAAAUGUUGAAGAAAAAUGUACAUGGAAAGAUUAUGAAUGGGCAACAGUUCAAGAGCUCAAUAAUAGACUUAUUCAUCCAUAUAUGAAAAGCAUUAAAUUAUUCUUGUCAAACUAUAAUGUAUAA